Messenger RNA from Moneuplotes crassus, 341 nucleotides. Lineage: Eukaryota; Ciliophora; Spirotrichea; Euplotida; Euplotidae. The record is from the annotation of a GenBank genome assembly.
AGGCUCUAUUAUUAAUAUAAUGAGAGCAACUUACGUUAUUUUAAUUCUUGCCUUUGUGGUCAUGGCUCAGGCUAGUCCAUUGACGAUGUUUAAGAAGGAAGAGAACUGGGGACUGGACUUUAAGGGAUGCAUUGAUGUUGCAAUUGAGCUAGGAGAGUGGGGAGCCAAACUCGCUUAUGGAAUAAUCACUUUUGAUACAGGAAUCGUAUCACUCCAGAUGUUCGACAUUCUCAGACUUAUCAUGAAGCUAGGAACAGACUGUCUUGAGGUGUUCCAAGAUGAGAGAAAUAUGUAAAAUCAUGAAGAAACUCGACUCACAAGCCAAGACUAAAUUCUAUCUU